ACAUGCGAAGUUCAUGAAUCCCACAAGGAAACACCCUCGCAUUUAAUUAAAUGAAAUUGCUAGUUUCAACCAAGACGAGCAGCCAAAAGAAGCGCUAUUUAUAUUCGAGCAGAGUUGUGUAUGCACGCCUUUACUGCCUAUCUCUUGCAGUUGGUAGGACUGGACGUUCAGCAACUCUUUCUCCGUACAAGGGACUAACAUGGGCUACAAAGUUCUCAGAGUCAGAAAAAGGGGAAGUUUGCUUAGUCAUCAAUAUAUCUCAUUUGAUGUACGACACAGUUACACCCUAAACAAUGCGUACCGGACCUUUGAGGUGUUGAUUUCCAGGGAGAGCUUUGAAAAAUCUAUUGCUGUCUUUGUGUGUCCGCGUGCCAUUUCAUUUAACCAGAUGAGAUUGCUGAACUGUGCAAACUUUUAUCUGGUGGAAUUUUAUUGCUUACUUUACAACCGAUCAUCAUCUUGAGAUAAUGUUUAACGCAAACCUCUGUCUUCGCUCUGGUGUUAGUUUUGGACACGCGCUUUACUAGUUCAAGGAAUUGCUGAGGUCCGGCCAGCCAGGUUGCGGUCUCGUGCUUUUUUGAAGAAUUUGGACUGAAAAAUAGAAACUGGAUUUAUUUUAAUCGCUUAUCAGCCUUGUUCCUCGUAAUGGGUGUGGGCAAGUGGAUCCUAGGGAUUGGGGGUCUGGUCGUCGUUGUCGUCGUGAUUGCUGUCCCCACUGCGCUCUUUUUAAACGAGGAGGAGACUGUGGUCCAGCGGACGUUCACUCUGGAUGACUAUUUCAACGGUAGCAUCCGAGCAAGGUCCUACAGUCUAAACUGGAUUUCAGACCAACAUUAUCUCCAUAAUGGAAGAGAUGGUAACGUCUACAGAUAUGAUGCAGCAAAUGCACAGAGUGACGGAGAACUGUUCCUGGCCAAGGAUACAUUAAAUCAAUACAAUGGUUAUUUACUGUCGGCAGAUCACCAAUAUGUUGCAUUCAUGAGUAACCGUGCUAAGUUAUGGAGACACUCGUACACAGCGACUUACAACAUCUCUCACAUUAAUACACCAACUGAAUACAGCAAAGACCUCCCUCACAACAUUCAGUACCUGGCAUGGGCUCCCACUGGUAAUGCACUGGCCUACGUGUGGUUGUAUAACGUGUAUGUGAAGACCAGCGCAACCGCUGAGCCCGAUCAGGUCACCUUUGAUGGAAAACACAACCAAAUCCUCAACGGUAUCCCCGACUGGGUCUAUGAAGAGGAGAUGUUCUCCAGCAACUAUGCCUUGUGGUGGUCUCCUGGAGGACAGCGAGUGGCCUAUGCCCAGUUUAAUGAUACUGCCGUCCCUCUCAUCGAGUACUCUUGGUAUGGGUCAGGAGAUUACCCAGGCACAGUCUUCAUUCCCUACCCGAAGCCGGGUGCCAAGAACCCAACGGUUCGCCUGUUUGUUGUCGAUGUGUCCAACACAAGUGUCAUUACAGAGGUUGUUGUCCCAAGUGCUUAUGGAGCAGUUGACCACUACCUGAGCACUGUCACAUGGGUGUCGGACACACGCAUCGCCGUGCAGUGGGAGAAGAGGGUGCAGAGUAACGUUAUCCUUGUGAUCUACGACUGGAAUGGAGACGAAUGGGUAGCAAGUGGUACCCAUGAACAAGUGAUGAAGAAUGGCUGGGUGGCACGGUUUUCUCCACUGGAUCCAGUCUUCACCGCAGAUGGCAACGGUUUCUUCAUCAUAGAGAGUGAUAACACUGACAGCACAGGUUUCAAGCAUAUCCGUCACGUCACAGGUAACAACUGGGGAGAGAAAACCUUUAUCACAAGGGGGAGCUGGGAGGUCGUUGGGAUUUUGAAGGUGACAGCAACACACCUAUUCUUUGUUGGAAACCAGGGACACCCAGGACAGAGAAAUGUUUACAAGAUCACACUAGCCAGCCUAACUGCUGUGUGCCUGACGUGUGAUGUGGACCAGACGAGGUGCAAGUACAACUCAGCCAACAUCAGCCCAGGUGGCACCUAUUACCGCAUGGACUGCUCUGGUCCCGGGCUACCUAUGUACUCCCUAAGGACUGUCAGUGACAACAAAGUAAUCAAGGAACUUGAGCUCAACACUCAGUUGGAUGACAUCCUGAAAGACAUCGCCAUGCCCACCGUCAUCCACGACACUCUGAAGAUCGGCAAAUAUGAUCUGUGGUACCAGAUGACCCUACCUCCUGGCUUUGACAAGAGCAAGAAAUACCCACUGCUCAUCGACGUCUAUGCGGGGCCUUGUAGCCAGAAGUCGGACUUCCGCUUCCGUCUGAGCUGGUCCACCUACCUGGCCAGCACGGAGAAGGUCAUCGUGGCCAGCUUCGACGGCCGCGGCAGCGGUUACCAGGGAGACGAGAUCAUGCACCUCAUCUACAAACGCCUGGGGACCUAUGAGGUGGAGGAUCAGAUCACCGCGGCAAGACGAUUCAUAGACCUUGGCUACGUUGAUAAGGACAGGAUAGCCAUCUGGGGAUGGUCCUACGGUGGCUAUGUGACCUCCAUGGUGCUUGGAGCAGGAAGUGGAGUGUUCAAGUGUGGCAUGGCAGUCGCCCCUGUCUCCGAAUGGAGAUUUUAUGAUUCCAUCUACACAGAGAGGUAUAUGCUGGAGCCCAAAGACAACCAACACUUCUACGCCAAUUCCACAGUAACUGAAAGAGCCAAGAACUUCGCAUCUGUCGAGUACCUCCUCAUCCACGGCACAGCGGAUGACAACGUGCAUUUCCAGCAAGCAGCACAAAUCUCGAAAGCGUUAGUGGAUCAGCAGGUGGACUUUGAAGCCAUGUGGUACACCGAUGAGGACCAUGGGCUGGGAGGCUCCGCCAAUCAUCAUGUCUACACUCACAUGAGCCACUUCCUCAAGAGGUGUUUCGCCUGAUAAGAUUACUACUGCUGCUCUACCACCACCAUUCCAACCUCCACCAUAAGCUUUUUUUCCGCCAUUACGUCAAACUAGUUCCAUUUCAAAGCAAAGUAUGUGUAAAUAACUGCCUCUAUUAGGCAGAAACUCAUGGGAGACAGUGGCGUGUGUGUAUAUUAUAUCUUUCCCACCGGAUGUGCCUUGUACACUUGCUUUGAAUGCAUUGAAUCGAAGGUGUGUGACGUCACAUGGAAAUGGCCCAUCACUGCAAUUUCGUAAUUUUUAAUUCCUCUCUCUGGAUUACCCAACGGCAUUAUCAGUAUAAUUGCCUCAUUGGUUUAACUAGAACAUGAAGAACUGUACAUUGCAGACUACUUUUUUUUAAAGAGUUUUGGUUUUGUUUUAUUCACUGUGGAAGAAAUGCUAUGCAGAGCCAUACUUUUUUUGUUCAUGAGGGUUUAAUUCCUCUGUCUUCUGUUAAUGUGACAUUGGUUUGGAAUAUCUGAAUAGCAAAAUACAAAAAGAUUUUGUUAAAUUAUUUAUUCUAGAUUUCCAGUGUAAUUUGUCAGUGAUUGUCAUUAUUUGCAUUUUUUAAACUAUAGUGUGACUGUGAUAAGACCACAUGGUAUGUAAAUUAUGUGCAGGAAAUAUUUAUUUUUCCAUAUACUGUAUAGGCACUCCACUCCACUAAGUCCUUUACAUGUUGAUAAUAAAAUUAUAA
Molecule: messenger RNA, 3586 nt
Organism: Engraulis encrasicolus (European anchovy)
Lineage: Eukaryota; Metazoa; Chordata; Actinopteri; Clupeiformes; Engraulidae
Gene: dpp4
Product: dipeptidyl-peptidase 4
Exons: 26
Coding region: 646-2883 (745 amino acids)
Biological process (GO): proteolysis
Cellular component (GO): plasma membrane
Molecular function (GO): serine-type endopeptidase activity
Source: RefSeq, a predicted model, not a curated record